UAUGGUAAUAAUAUCCUCAUAAUGAUUGAUAUAGCUCACCGUACUCAUAAAUCUGAUAGGAAUGGUGAUUGGGAAUUACAUAUUGAUGCUCUGAAAAAACAGCAGCCACUUUAUUUUGCUCUAGACAGAAUUCAUUAUGCUCGGUACGGCCCUAUUCAUUUGGAAGAUUGUUUAAAUCCCGAAAGAGAUAUGCCUGAAGUUUAUAAUGAGUUCAAAAAGGGAAAAUUUACAGUCAAGCACACGUCAAAGCCGUUUUCAUCCGUGGCAACUGACCAGGCACUCGAGCAGACGAUAAACAAAUCUGCCAAAAGUACGUCGGGAAUAAUUGGCUCAACAAAUAAAAAAGCGCAGUUGCAGUGUGGAAUAUGACAUUCCACGAGUUAGUCGGCAUAAAUAGUUUUUAUAGAGAAAUUUGUGGGUUAGACGAUGACAACGAAGAGCUCAAUGUACACCACGAAUUUAAUCUCACCAACACUGAAUUUAUGGAGAAAGCCGUAGAUGAUGUAGUGCAGUAUUUAUCAAAGCGUACCAACCCAUUCGAAGAAGGCUGCCAACCUCUUCGAAAUAUCGUUACAGGCCAACUGGUGGAAGAAAGGGUAGCAGAAAAAAUUUUGGAUGUCUUCAAAAUCGGUUGUGAAAAAUUUAAUGAGUUUAGACAAGAGAGAAUUGUUUAAAAAAAGGUACCAAUUUCGGCGACAAUACAUAAUACAAAACUUCCCAAUUUCAAGACUGUUUAUAAAGAAGUAAUUACAAAAACGGCAGCACAAAAACAAGACCCUAUACAUCAAUCUGUUAAAAUAGUCGACAUUGCAAGGGAACGUAAUUAUGACAUUAGGAAACUGUUUUGCUAUGAACUUACUCCAAAAAAUAAAUUGUUUGAUACUGGAUUGAUGCAUAAAGAACCAAGAAAGUACGAAUUGAUUCAGCAACUUGAAAAAUAUCUUGACCCAAAAUCAGAUUAUAUUAUUUCCAACUCAAUUUCACAUGUCAUGGUAGACGUUAUAUUUUUUUUGCCACAAAGUAUCAUGGGCCAACUUGAAAAACUUUGCUGAUUUUGCAAAAACAUUUUGCAACUUGGUUAAAUCAAAUAGUUUUUAUGACAAUUUAAAACGUAUCGACUUUCUAUUUGAUGACUACUUUGAGCUCUCACCCAAGGCAUCAGAAAGAAUACGUAGAUCGAAUGAAGAAUUUAUUGAAAUGUUUGAAAUAACUGCAGAUACAGCAUUGCCAUCACAAAGUGAAAAAUUCUGGCUUAGUGAGACGAAUAAGCAAAUGCUUCAAAUAUUUUUAAGAAAAUACAUUUUUUUAAAUUGUAAUGAAAUUUGGCCUGGCGUAGAAUUAGUUUUUAGUACGAUUGAAUCAUACGAAUGCACAUCGACUCAUGCACACUUGAAAAAAGAUCCUUCUAUGAGUACCUUACAAAGAUUUGAUCUAGAAGAAGCUGAUACAAAAAUGAUUUUACACAUUAAUGACUGUUGCUACGAAGGAGCGCGUAACAUAUUGUUGCUAUCAUCGGACACUGAUAUUCUCACACUGGCUCUGAACUUUUGGGAUACUUUUAAAUCGAAUGGUUUACAGGAAUUAUGGAUGCGAGUUGGAGUAGCUGCGACCAUUAGAAAUUUACCAGUUCAUAAGCUUGCAAAUAAAAUGGGCCCUGAAAAAUACAAAACAAUAGUAGCUGCUCAUCAAUUGUCUGGGUCUGAUUACACCAGUAAAGUUGGUACUAAAUUAAGCUGUCUAGCUGCAGAACCAGAAGGUUCUCUUCUUCAUUUCGGUCGAAGAUUUGUCACUUUUAGAAUUAGGCGUCAUCUUCCGGUAAUUAUGGUAUUGAUUCUCCGAUUGGCUGUGCCUCCUACUUCGCUCCCACCACUCAGUGACCGGCCGGUGAAGUUUAAACCAAACCGUCUUCAAACAAAGAUGAAGAUUUGGUGCCAACUUCGCCGGCCGGUCCGAAAAUCUGAAACCAACAGCAGAUCAGAAGAGCUCCUAUUCAUCGAAAACAUACGGCACACUCGGAGCCGUACUCGGAGCCGUUUUAUGCCACUGCAUAAAACUUUGGAGGACGAGCUCAAUCCUAAUUUUUUGGAAACGAACCUGAACCUUGGUGGUGGAACAACAACGAAACAUAAGACUGCUGAGUACAGUUUUUCGAUCUCCAUUCAGUUGUUUUGUCGUGAAUAUCCGCCGAAUUUUACACGAUUCCGCCGGCCUCAAGCCGUUUGCACCGGUAAAACCGAAAUGACGAGCAUAAAUAUGUCAACGCUCGACCAAGGUCGCGCCGAUUUUGCAGUUCCGUCAAAUGCGAGCAACGCGUCGCGAUGGAAUUUCAUAUAA
Messenger RNA from Belonocnema kinseyi, 2334 nucleotides. RefSeq lists its product as uncharacterized. Lineage: Eukaryota; Metazoa; Arthropoda; Insecta; Hymenoptera; Cynipidae. The record is from RefSeq and is a predicted model, not a curated record. The transcript is spliced from 5 exons. Bases 1198 to 2334 code for a protein of 378 amino acids.